Molecule: messenger RNA, 529 nt
Organism: Oncorhynchus gorbuscha (pink salmon)
Lineage: Eukaryota; Metazoa; Chordata; Actinopteri; Salmoniformes; Salmonidae
Product: pentatricopeptide repeat-containing protein At2g15690, mitochondrial
Exons: 2
Coding region: 8-529 (173 amino acids)
Source: RefSeq, a predicted model, not a curated record
UAAACACAUGGACCCAGAACUUGGACCCAGAGACCCAGAACAUGGACACAGAGACCCAGAACAUGGACACAGAGACCCAGAACAUGGACACAGAGACCCAGAACAUGGACCCAGAGACACAGAACAUGGACCCAGAGACACAGAGACCCAGAACAUGGACCCAGAGACCCAGAACAUGGACCCAGAGACCCAGAACAUGGACCCAGAGACCCAGAACAUGGACCCAGAGAACCAGAACAUGGACCCAGAGAACCAGAACAUGGACACAUGGACCCAGAACAUGGACCCAGAGACACAGAACAUGGACCCAGAGACACAGAGACCCAGAACAUGGACCCAGAGAACUAGAACAUGGACCCAGAGAACCAGAACAUGGCCCCAGAGACACACAGACCCAGAACAUGGACCCAGAGACACAGAACAUGGACACAGAGACCCAGAACAUGGACCCAGAGAACCAGAACAUGGACCCAGAGAACCAGAACAUGGACACAUGGACCCAGAACUAAAUCGUGCAGAUGUGAGUUAA